This is a messenger RNA of Eucalyptus grandis, 1386 nucleotides long. RefSeq names its product UDP-glycosyltransferase 91C1. Bases 1 to 1386 code for a protein of 461 amino acids. The transcript has a single exon. NCBI's taxonomy places the organism in Eukaryota, Viridiplantae, Streptophyta, Magnoliopsida, Myrtales, Myrtaceae. The record is from RefSeq and is a predicted model, not a curated record. Gene Ontology annotation, molecular function: UDP-glycosyltransferase activity.
AUGGGCAGCGAGUCGAAGCGAAGCCUUCACAUCGCCAUGUUCCCGUGGCUCGCUCACGGCCACAUCACCCCCUUCCUCGAGCUCUCCAAGUUCCUCUCCCUCCGUGGCCACGCCGUCUCCUUCCUCACCACCCCCGGCAACGUCGCUCGCCUCGCCGGCGCCCACCCCGAACUCCCUCCCUCCCUCCGCCUCGUCUCCCUCCCCUUGCCCAGUGUCCCCAACCUCCCGACCUCCGCCGAGUCGACCUCCGACUUGGACAUCGACUCGGUCCCCUACCUCAAGAAGGCCUACGACCAGCUCGAGCCGGCCCUGGCCCGGUUCCUCUCGGACGGUCGUGUCGACUGGGUAAUCCACGACUUCGCCAGCCACUGGCUCCCCCGGGCCGCCGCUCGGCUCGGGGUCCGCUCGGUGUUCUUCAGCACCAUCAACGCAACCUCGCUCGCCUUCCUCGGCCCGCCGUCGGAGCUCCUCGGAGGCCGGUGCCAUAAGCCGGAGGACUUGACCUGCGUGCCGGCGUGGAUCCCGUACGAGUCCACAGCUUGCUUCAGGCUUUAUGAGGUACUGAAGCACCAGCGGUGCAUGGACGAGGAGGUCUCCGAUUUCUCCAGGUUCGGUCACACGAUCGACGGCUGCGACUUCGUGAUAGUGAGGAGCUGCCACGAGUUCGAAUCGGAGCCGUUGAGCUUGUUGCCGGAGAUUUACCAGAAGCCCGCGAUUCCAAUCGGGCUAGUGACUCCAGCUAUCCGAGACGAGGUUGGAGCCGACGAUGAGAAAUGGAAAGCCCUGGAAAGUUGGCUCAGCGCCAAGCGCGAGAAAUCGGUUCUUUAUAUCGCGCUUGGAACCGAAGUGAUUUUGAGUAGCGAGUUGACGAACGAGUUGGCCGCCGGGAUUGAGAAGUCCGGGUUACCGUUCGUUUGGGUGGUUAGGAACUGCCUGGUGCCGGCCGGGUUCGAGGAACGAGUCUCGGACCGAGGGUUCGUCUGGGCGGGCUGGGCCCCGCAGACUCGGAUCUUGGCCCACAGGGCAACCGGCGGGUUCCUGACGCACUGCGGCUGGAACUCCACGAUCGAGGCGCUGAGCCGCGGGCUGCCCCUGGUGCUAUUCUCCGGGGGGAGCGCGGACCAGGGCGUGAUGGCCCGUUUCCUGCACCAGAAGCGGGUCGGGUUCGAGGUGCCCCGGGAUGAGGCGGACGGGUCAUUCACGGGCGACGUGGUGGCCAAGUCAAUCCGGCAGGUAAUGGUGGAGCCCGAGGGCAAGCCGAUUAGGGCAAAUGCAUCGGCCAUGAAGGAGGUGUUUGGCGACAUGGAGUUGCAAAACAAGUACAUGGAGGAAUUCGCAGGGAUCUUAGAGAAAAGUGCCACUAUGGACCAAAAGAUGGCGAAGUAA